Molecule: messenger RNA, 1446 nt
Organism: Propithecus coquereli (Coquerel's sifaka)
Lineage: Eukaryota; Metazoa; Chordata; Mammalia; Primates; Indriidae
Gene: BTBD8
Product: BTB (POZ) domain containing 8
Exons: 9
Coding region: 273-1406 (377 amino acids)
Cellular component (GO): synaptic vesicle; neuron projection terminus
Molecular function (GO): protein binding
Source: RefSeq, a predicted model, not a curated record
GCAGGCCGAGGUAAACAGAGCUAGUACGCUUGCGCACACCCUUCCCGGGUCACGUGCCGGCUGGGUACAGGGCCUCUGAGGUUGCCCCCGGCCUCUGGCCGCCUGCUCUAAGGGACCGUCUACAAACUGACGAGAGACUUCAACCUUUUCCCUUAGGGCGCGGAUUCGGGUAGAAGCGGAGUGUUCGGUCGGAAACGCCCCAUCUUCCUCCUGGGUGGGGCAAGUGAGGCUGAGUUCUGGGCCUGUGGGGCGGCGCCGUAGCUUUGUGGGACAUGGCCCGCUGUGGGGACGCGAGCGCGGCCCCCGUGGUACUUCAGGGGUCCCCGGGAGUUUGCAGGAGAGGGUUGCAAAGGAAGGGGUCCUGUGAGCGGCGCCGGCUGAAGGCGUUGGUGUCGGAGCAGCUCAGCCAGGAUCUGCUCAGGCUUCUAAGGGAAGAACUCCAUUCAGAUGUUACUUUCUCUGUAGGUUGUACUUUGUUCAAAGCACACAAAGCAGUUCUUUUAGCAAGGGUUCCUGACUUCUAUUUUCAUACUAUUGGACAGACAUCAAAUAAUUUAACAAAUCAUGAGCCCGUUACUGUGGAGAAUGUUGAAGUUUCAGAAUUUAGGACAUUUUUACAGAGCGUGUAUUCAUCAAACAAAGAUAUAAACAAUGAAGAGGAAAUUCUUAGGAAAAAGAUAGUGGAGAGUGAGAUAUCACAAAAGAAACUUGACUUCAGUUUUCAAAAGUAUAAAAAAUCAUCUGAUUAUGCUGUUCAGAAGCAUGAAAUUCCAGAUGAUAUCACUGAUAUAGAUGACAAUUUAAUUUCCAAUGAUAACUAUGAAUUGGAACCUGCAUCUGAAUUAGGAGAAGAUUUAUUGAAGCUUUAUAUGAAACCUUGUUGCCCAGAUAUUGAUAUUUUUGUUGAUGGAAAAUGUUUUAAAGCUCACAGGGCCAUUUUAAGUGCCAGAUCUAGUUAUUUUGCUGCAAUGCUGAGUGGCUGUUGGGCUGAAAGCUCCCAAGAGUAUGUUACUCUUCAAGGGAUAAACAAUUUAGAAAUGAAUGUUAUGAUGCAUUUUAUAUAUGGAGGAACUUUGGACUUUCCAGACAAAGCUAAUGUUGGUCAGAUACUCAAUAUGGCUGAUAUGUAUGGACUAGAAGGAUUAAAAGAAGUAGCAAUCUAUAUUUUAAGAAGAGAUUACUGUAAUUUCUUUCAGAAGCCUGUUCCCAGAACGUUGGUAUCUAUACUAGAAUGCCUGAUUAUUGCUCAUUCAGUUGGAGUGGAAAGUCUUUUUGCUGACUGCAUGAAGUGGAUUGUAAAGCAUUUUGCAAGGUUUUGGUCUGAAAGAAGCUUUGCAAAUGUACCCCCUGAGAUUCAGAAAAGCUGUCUUAAUAUGUUGAUUCAGUCCUUAGUAAGUACAACCUAAAUAACCAUUUCGUGUGUAUGUUAUCAAAAAGUUUAUUCAA